Molecule: messenger RNA, 3371 nt
Organism: Melanotaenia boesemani (Boeseman's rainbowfish)
Lineage: Eukaryota; Metazoa; Chordata; Actinopteri; Atheriniformes; Melanotaeniidae
Product: ephrin type-A receptor 6-like
Exons: 20
Coding region: 178-3147 (989 amino acids)
Biological process (GO): protein phosphorylation; axon guidance; cell surface receptor protein tyrosine kinase signaling pathway
Cellular component (GO): plasma membrane; neuron projection
Molecular function (GO): ATP binding; transmembrane-ephrin receptor activity; protein binding
Source: RefSeq, a predicted model, not a curated record
AGAGAGAGAGAAAGGAAAAAAAAACUCUUGUGGAUGCGACUGUGACCACCUAAGUCUUGGAUACUGAGAAGAUUUCAAUGAAAUCUUCCGUGAAAAUCCCCACCUAUUCACUUUGUGGAUCUAUUUAAGAGCCUUUGCAGCGUUUUAGUUCAAAGCGCACUUGCGUCUGACCUAAAGAUGUACUCCCUUGGGAAAUACUGCGUGCUUUUGCUUUUGCUUGAAAGCAGCCUGUCGGACUCGGGAACCUCAAACCAAGUGGUUCUGUUGGACACCACGACAGUGCUAGGAGAGCUGGAUUGGAAGACCUAUCCUGUCAAUGGGUGGGACGCUAUCACGGAGAUGGAUGAGCAGAACAGACCUAUUCACACCUUCCAGGUUUGCCAUGUAAUGGAGCCAAACCAGAACAACUGGCUGCGGUCUGGAUGGAUUCAACGACAAGCUGCACAGCGGGUAUAUGUAGAGCUGCGUUUCACCCUGAGAGAUUGCAACUCCAUUCCUUGGGUGUCUGGCACCUGUAAGGAAACCUUCAACCUCUUUUACCUGCAGACAGCUGAACCACUUCCUGCAGGGACACGCUUUCGACCCACUGACUACGCCAAGGUGGACACCAUAGCAGCAGAUGAAAGCUUCACACAGACAGAUCUUGGUGAUCGUGUUCUUCGCCUCAAUACUGAGGUCAGAGAGGUGGGACCAGUGACACAGAAGGGCUUCUACUUGGCCUUUCAAGAUGUGGGAGCUUGUAUUGCCCUUGUCUCUGUAAAGGUAUUUUACAAGCGAUGCUCGUCGACUUUAAGGAACCUGGCAGUGUUUCCUGAUACAGUGCCACACAUGGACUCGUCGUCUCUGGUAGAAGUGAGGGGUGCAUGUGUGGAGAAUGCUGAAGAGAGGGACACACCUAAACUGUAUUGUGGUGCUGAUGGAGACUGGCUAGUACCACUGGGCCGCUGCGUCUGUAGCAUCGGACACGAGGAGAUGGAUGGCCACUGCCGAGCCUGUAAGCCUGGCUUCUUCAAGGCAUUUGCCGGGAACACUAAAUGCUCUAAGUGUCCUCUGCAUAGCUCCAGCCAUGACCAGGCUGCCACCAUCUGCCACUGCGAUAAAAGCUUCUACAGGGCUAUCAAAGACCCCUCCACAAUGGCAUGCACAAGGCCUCCAUCAGCUCCUAGAAACCUGGUCUCAGUCAUCAACGACACUGCUCUUUUCUUGAAAUGGUUGCCUCCCAGUGAUACAGGAGGCAGGAACGACAUCACUUACAACAUCCUGUGUCAGCGCUGUGGUGGAGGUGACAGUGGUUUCACACAGUGCGAGCCAUGUGAGCCGGACCUGCGCUUCAUCCCUCGGCCACUUGGUAUAACCGGUACCUUCGUUGCAAUACUAGAUUUUGCAAUGCAGGCCAACUACACCUUCCAUGUGGAGGCUGUGAAUGGAGUCUCUGGUUUGGGUGUGGCUGCACGCUCACUGGCAAAUGUUACUGUCAACACGCACCAAGCUGGUCCUGCUUUUGUGGGUGUCAUCAGGAAAGACUGGGCCUCCUACAACAGCAUUGCCCUCUCCUGGUCAGAAGUGGAACAGCCAGCAACAGACAUAGUGGACUAUGAAGUCAAAUACUAUGAGAAGGAGCAAGAGCAGCUGAGCUACUCAUCAACACGGACCAAAACUCCCAGCGUGGUGGUAACAGGCCUCAGACCCUCCACUGUUUACGUCUUCCAUGUGCGAGCUCGCACUGCUGCUGGCUACACGGCUUACAGUACCAACUUUGAGUUUGCAACUGCAGCUGAGGAUCCAGACAUCGCUGAUCAGGGUCAGGUUCUGGUGGUUGUCACAGCUUCUGUUGGCGGCUUCUCUCUUUUGGUCAUCCUAACACUCUUCCUUCUCAUCACUGGACGGUGUCAGGGGUACAUCAAAGCCAGGAUGAAGUCAGAGGAGAAGAGGACUCGCUUCCACAGUGGGCAUGUACCAUUCUCUGGGAUAAAGACUUAUGUGGACCCGGACACAUAUGAAGACCCCACUCAGGCUGUGGAGGAAUUUGCCAAAGAGAUAGACCCCUCAUACAUAUGCAUCGACAGGGUGAUUGGUCUUGGUGAAUUUGGAGAAGUGUGUAGUGGUUCCUUGCGUAUACCUGGAAGGAAGGAUGUGAAUGUGGCAAUAAAGACACUUAAAGGUGGCUACAUGGAACAACAGAAACGAGAGUUUUUGCGUGAGGCCUCGAUAAUAGGACAGUUCAACAACUCCAACAUCAUCAGGCUGGAAGGAGUAGUCACCAAGAGCAGACCAGUAAUGAUUGUGGUAGAGUACAUGGAAAAUGGAACACUGGACACUUUCCUCCGGACACGUGAUGGUCAGUUCACAGUGCUCCAGCUCGUUGGCAUGCUGCGUGGCAUUGCAGUCGGCAUGACCUAUCUUUCAGACAUGGGUUACAUUCACAGAGACCUGGCCGCUCGCAACAUAUUAGUAGAUGAAAACUUGGUGUGUAAGAUAUCAGAUUUCAGCAUGUCUCGAGUCCUUGAGGACGACUCUGAAGCAGCCUACACAGCUACAGGAGGAAAGAUACCAAUUCGCUGGACAGCACCUGAGGCUAUUGCUUAUGGAAAGUUUUCGUCAGCUAGUGAUGUGUGGAGCUAUGGCAUUGUCAUGUGGGAAGUGAUGUCAUAUGGCGAGAGGCCCUACUGGGAAAUGUCCAAUCAAGAUGUCAUUUUAUCAAUUGAAGAAGGCUACCGUCUGCCGGCACCAAUUGGUUGUCCUGUGACCCUGCACCAGCUGAUGCUGCACUGCUGGCAGAAAGAGUCUAGCCAGCGCCCACGCUUUAAUGAUGUGCUUUCCUUCCUUGAUAAACUCAUAAUCAGUCCCAGUAGUCUGCUGACUCAGGUCAAUGAUGCUCUAAGUUUCUCUGACUCCCCAGAGGAAAUGCCUGACUACCCUCUUUUCAUCUCUAUCGGUGACUGGCUUGAUUCCAUCAAAAUGAGCCAAUAUAAGAGCAACUUCCUUGCAGCAGGAUACACAACAUUGGAUUCUAUUUCAACCAUGAGUACAGACGACAUCAAACGCAUUGGGGUGUGUUUGAUUGGCCACCAGAGGAGAAUCAUAAGCAGCAUACAGUCUCUUCGCCUGCAGCUUCAUCACAUCCAGCAGAGUGGCUUUCAAGUGUGAGACCAUUGCACAAAGUCAGACUGUGUUUCCACUCUUAAGUGGAGCUCUUUGGCAUCAUCAUCCAACAAACUGCACAAACACCAGACUGUUAGGUGUUGCCAGUACCACAUGCUGCUCAUGUAAGAACGGUCAGCUGCUAGACCACAUGCUGUCUAGUUAACACGCAUUCAUCAUCUUAUGGAUCAUCUUAUGGACAGCUUCCACAACGAGCCACCUCUUUCGAC